This is a messenger RNA of Plasmopara halstedii, 393 nucleotides long. RefSeq lists its product as uncharacterized. The transcript has a single exon. Bases 1 to 393 code for a protein of 130 amino acids. NCBI's taxonomy places the organism in Eukaryota, Oomycota, Peronosporomycetes, Peronosporales, Peronosporaceae. The record is from RefSeq and is a predicted model, not a curated record.
AUGAUGGCGAUAUUCUCACCGCAUCAUCGUUUGGGUCCUCAAAGUUUUAAACAACGCUAUCUCGCAACGUUAAGUGAAGAUACUGAAGUACCAGUUCCAACUGAACCUUUGGAUGAUCACGAUCCACUUGUAUUACAAGUAGAUCGCAAGGUCGAACCUGUAUUAGCAUUAAAACAUCGUUCGAAAUCCGAGAGUUUUAUUUGUACGGCACAAGGCAUCGUGUUUGAAGAUAAUCAAAGUGAAUACAGUUCCAAACUUGAUCAACUCGUGGCACUAGCUGCAAACUUAAAUGCACAAGGUACACGUAGCAAUGUUUUGUUGGCGAAAAAAGCACUUCGGUUUCGUAAAGCUAUUGGACGUCGUCGUAACGAGUCUUAUCAGAUCGCUGUUUGA